GACAAACCGUGCACUGCUGAGUUCAUUUCGAGGUGAUCGACGCAGCUCAUCACUAUCGAUGAUCUAUUGCUCUAUCUAUAGACGACAUUUUCGCAUGCCUAUACUGCUCUCGUUAGCCGCGAUCCUUCUCAAUUUACCUGCUUUCUUCGAGAUCCAGUCACAUGUGUGUAGGCGACGAGACGGUCGUUAUGGAUAUGGGUUGGACGUGAUCGAAGUGACAAUUGGAUAUCGAAGUUGGGUGCAGAUAUUCAUCUAUGGAGCCGAUCUCAGUAAUUUUCUUGUGAUUUUGAAUAGUGCAACGAAUUGUUUGAUAUUUUUACGAGGACCGUCGUGGCUGCAAAGGCAAAUCGUACAACGAACCACGAUCAGGAAACAGAAACUUGCCUUCAAUAAUUUACAAACAUCCCGACGUAUCGCACUCUUGCAAAAUUCAUGGAUAUCUGUACAAACGAUGACCUCGGGUCAGUUCGGUGUAAAUGUCCUGCAUGCUUUGCUGAGGAAAGACCCGUCACUUAUUGACGCCUUGAGACCGAUUGAACAAGGUGGUGAUUUAGACGAUGAAGAAGAGCCAUUAAGGCAAACGGCUGGAGGACCAAUACAACGGAAGAGUUUCGAUUUGCUUACAUACCCACAAUAUUAUCAAGCUGGUGAACGAAUAGUGACGUUAUUCGAUGAUUUGAUGCAAAUGAUGCAAAAUCAACAUGCUGAACAGGUACGCCAAUAUCAACUUUUGGCCAGUAAAUGGUUCAGAUAA
Messenger RNA from Anisakis simplex (herring worm), 754 nucleotides. Lineage: Eukaryota; Metazoa; Nematoda; Chromadorea; Rhabditida; Anisakidae. The record is from the annotation of a GenBank genome assembly.